GGGUAACAUCGUCAACACAACUUCUAUUUCUAUUAAACCUCUGAAACCCCAAAUCUCUCCAUUUUUCUCUGCACAAUUAGAAAAAUGGCGGAAGCAGUAGAAGUAGUAGAAAUAGAAGAAGGCGAAGAAGAAAGCAGAGAGAAUCUGAAAUCAGUAUUUCCAUUGAGCCGAAUCAAGAAAAUCAUGAAAAUAGAUCCAGAAAUAAACAAGAUAAACUCAGAAGCUUUACAUCUAGUUUCGCUCUCAACAGAUCUAUUUCUUCAAUUUUUAACCGAGAAAUCAACAAGAGUCGUAUUAGAGAAGAAGAGAAAAACAAUCAAAUUCGAACAUUUGAGAAUUGCAGCUAAACGACAUCAACCCACUAGUGAUUUCUUACUCGAUUCUCUUCCAAUGCCUGAGUCGAAUCCUUCGGUGGGAGCAGAACCUCAGAAACGAUCUGAAUCUCAUCUUGAAAAGCCUCUUCCGGUUGGUACUCGUCGUAUUGAUCAAUUCUUUAAAAAAUCUGUUGUUGAGGAAUCUUAAUUUUACAAUUUAGGGUUCAUGAACUUUAUCUAUGUGUUAGCUGAAGUUAUUUUUACAUUUAUACUUUGUUUACACCUCUGAAAUGUUAGUAUCUUGUUUAAUUGUUUUGAAAUUAAAGAGUUUCUGAACUUGCAAUUAUGUUGAGGAUAAUGCCCAAUUU
This is a messenger RNA of Papaver somniferum (opium poppy), 682 nucleotides long. Its product is annotated as chromatin accessibility complex protein 1-like. Lineage: Eukaryota; Viridiplantae; Streptophyta; Magnoliopsida; Ranunculales; Papaveraceae. Gene Ontology annotation, cellular component: nucleus. The record is from RefSeq and is a predicted model, not a curated record. Gene Ontology annotation, molecular function: protein heterodimerization activity. Gene Ontology annotation, biological process: regulation of DNA-templated transcription. The coding region runs from base 85 to 522 and encodes 145 amino acids. The transcript has a single exon.